Molecule: messenger RNA, 2033 nt
Organism: Closterium sp. NIES-67
Lineage: Eukaryota; Viridiplantae; Streptophyta; Zygnematophyceae; Desmidiales; Closteriaceae
Source: the annotation of a GenBank genome assembly
ACUCUUCAUUGCCCUCACUCCCCUCACUCCCUAACUCUUGGGUCUUAUUCCUGCCGUGACAUCCGUUGUCUGCCUUUCUUCUCUACUCUUCCAUCUUCCACCUCUGCCCUGGCCAUUCCUGCUGCUGGGCUUCCCUAGUCCCAGCUUCAGGAUAGCCGCCUUGGAAGGAACUUGCUUUCCGGGAACUUGUGCCAUCGUUUGGCGGAGUGAGGAGCUGGAAUGGCGUCUCCGCUUGACUGUCGUACGAAGCACGGACCAGCGCUGGCCGUUGAGCUCUCGUCCCUCGUCUCAUCGCUCCACACCGCUCUUUCAGAUCACAAGCAGCGCUUUGAUAGCUUCUGGGAAACCCACAGGGAUAGAUACCAGGGUUUCCAGGCGGCCGUGUCCCCCUCUCCAGCCGUAUCAACAGACUGCCAUUUGUCUUCGAACCGAUCGCACAGUCGACCAGUAUUUCAUCGGCAGGGUAAGACGCGACGAGCGGCGAAGGGGUCGCCAGGAGCAGAGGGCCGUGCAGCCCUCCCUCUAGCCGCCAUAUCCAGCGCCAGAUUCGCCAAAACGCCGGCGGCUUCCGUGGCACGCGUGAAUGGCGAGAAGGCGGACGGCGCACCCGCUGUCACCAGCGUCAACUUCGGAAAAGCUUCCGCGUCGAUGCCACUCUCGGUCGCGUCCCUGAAAAGCGUAAGCUCGGAGGCGUCGGCCAUCGAAGAGCGCGCGCUGGCUUCCGAAGCACCGGCUGCUGCGGCUGCAGCGCUGGAUCGGGCGGGAAACGUCGAGAAGGCGGUGACGCGGCCGUCGCUGGUGCAGCUGCUGACGCAUCCCGUGGCGCUGCUCCGCGGCAUUCCCAAGGACGCCGCCUUCUUCAUCUCUGGCGCCGUCGCCGGCGCUGCCGCUAAAACCGUGACCGCACCGCUAGACCGUUGGAAGCUGAUGAUCCAGGUGAAGAGCGUUCUACCGGGGAAGGUUAUCCCGCCCACGGAGAUCAACCUCGUUAAGUCGUUUCUGGACAUUGGGAAGGAAGGAGGCAUCACGGCUUACUGGAAAGGCAACUUGCCUCAGGUCAUGCGCAUCGUGCCCUACAGCGCCGUGCAGCUCUUCGCCUACGAGCUCUACAAGAAGCAAUUCCGAGGGAGCAGCAAGGAGCUGUCGGUGCCGGCGCGGCUGGCGGCGGGGGCAUGCGCGGGGAUGACUUCGACGCUGGUGACGUACCCGCUGGACGUGCUGCGACUGCGCAUGGCGCUGGACACCACCAACGGGAGCAUCGCGCAGGUGGCGAUGGCGAUGGUGCGCGAGGAGGGAGCGAGGUCACUGUACAAGGGGCUGGGGCCUGCCCUGGUGUCCAUUGCGCCCUACAUUGCCCUCAACUUCUGUGCCUAUGACAUGAUAAAGCGCCGGGUGCCAGAGCAGUACCAGGGCACGCCUCAGGCGAACCUGGUGACGGCGCUGGCAGCCACGACGCUGGCGACGGUGUCGUGCUACCCCAUCGACACAAUCAGGCGCCAGAUGCAGAUGAAGGGCGCGCCCUUCAACUCCAUGAUCGAAGCCUUCCCAGGCAUAGUGAGGCGAGAUGGCUGGCUGGGGCUCUACCGAGGUUUCAUUGCCAACACGGUCAAGAACCUCCCUAACAGCAGUGUGCGUCUGACCACUUACGACGCCGUAAAGAACACUAUUCUUUCAGGCCACUCGCAGUGGGACCGCCUUGUUGCUGAGCGCAAGCGCCAGCUCAGCAAGGCCAGGUUGCCAACGAGGCAGAGUGCUGGAGCUGGGGCAAGCAGCAACAGCGUUUUAGCCACUGUUGCAAGGGCAUCUGAGCAAACAGUCGUUUGUUGAUGUCUUGCUCUCUUUUAUUGCACCUACUCAGUGAAGGCAUUUUACGUAGAAAGGACUUCUUGCAAGCAAGCGCCCUAAAAUUUCUCAGCAAUUUUACUAUUCUGAGGACCACCUGUGGGGUUAAUGCAGUACUGACAGAAAUGUAAUGACGUAUAUACUGCAACACUGAUUAUUGGAAACUUGAGAAGCGUGGAUAAUGGAGUACC